Exophiala aquamarina CBS 119918 is the source of this 852-nucleotide messenger RNA. RefSeq names its product tryptophanyl-tRNA synthetase. The record is from RefSeq and is a predicted model, not a curated record. The coding region runs from base 1 to 852 and encodes 283 amino acids. Gene Ontology annotation, cellular component: mitochondrion; mitochondrial matrix. The transcript is spliced from 4 exons. Gene Ontology annotation, molecular function: ATP binding; tryptophan-tRNA ligase activity. NCBI's taxonomy places the organism in Eukaryota, Fungi, Ascomycota, Eurotiomycetes, Chaetothyriales, Herpotrichiellaceae. Gene Ontology annotation, biological process: mitochondrial tryptophanyl-tRNA aminoacylation.
AUGCCAAGAGAGGAAAGAAAGCAAUUGCGUAAGGAGUCAUUUGCUUCCUUACUUGCGAUCGGGCUGAAUAAUACCGGGACUACUUCUGUCUUCUUCCAAUCUGAUGUUGGUCAACCCCUUUCUGAAAUGACAAGAUUGCUAAAGUCCAAACUGAAUCUCCCCGAUGAAACAUCGUUGGCUGCUGACGAGGCUACUGCUGUGUUGAAGCUUGGACUAUUCUCAUAUCCUGUCUUACAAGCUGCAGAUAUUCUUCUUUACGACACUGCACUCGUUCCCGUAGGCCAUGACCAAUUGCAACACGUCGAAUUCGCUCGCACCCUAGCUAGAGGGUUCAAUUCAUAUCUGACCGAGACCCAAGCUGAGCCUGUCUUUGCCAUCCCGAAGGCAGUUGUGGUUCCUGGAAAGAGAGUCAUGUCGCUCAGGAAGCCCACGCAGAAAAUGUCAAAAUCAGACGCUGAUCCAAGAUCACGAAUAUCAAUUAUAGAUUCGCCAGAAGAAAUCCGCCAAAAGAUAAAAGGAGCCACAACGGAUUCCAUAUCCGGCAUUUCGUACGAUCCAGAGAAACGGCCAGGGGUUUCAAAUCUCAUUGAGAUCUACAAACACGUAACCGAAACGCCAGAGUCCUGUGACACUAUCGCCCAAGACAAUCAAAUCAUCUCUAUGCAAGGGCUGAAAGAUAUGGUUGCUUCAGCGAUAACAAAAGAGCUUGAGGGCACCCGCUCACAUUUUUUGCAGCUAAUGGAUCAGAACAAUGAAACACUCUCAGAAGAAAUCCAACUUGGUGCUACCAGGGCGCGAGCAAAGGCCGGAAUUACAUUUUCAAAGGUCCAGCAGUCAUUGGGUAUCUCAUAG